AUGUUUAGUAAACGAUUUGAUCAAGUGUAUGAAGAUACACAAAAUAUUUGGCAUUCUCAACAAUAUUUAUUUACACGUGAAUAUUAUACACGUUCACCAUUUUUUCCACCAAUAAGUCUUAUUUAUGAUGUGUAUUAUCUAUGUCGUAUAAUAUUCUUUAAAAUAAGACAUGUUUGCUUUAAAAAACCAACUGAUCGUCGAGCAAAAGUAUUUAAAAUGAUUCCGAUAAAUAAAAAUUGUAUUAAAGAUUGGUGUGAAUUUGAAGGUGCAUCAACAUAUGAAUAUGCUCAUACAGAAGCAAAAGCAUCAAAAGUUGCAUCAAUGACAUCAACUCAUGGUUCAGAUUCUUAUAGUAUUGAAAAAGGAGAAGAUACAAGUGAUAAUAUAAAUGAUCCAAAUAAUUCAAAUAAUAAUCUACGACAAAUACAAGAUGAUUUAGCAAAAUUAAUCAAUGAUUUGAAGAAAUUAAAAUACAAUUAA
Molecule: messenger RNA, 480 nt
Organism: Rotaria sordida
Lineage: Eukaryota; Metazoa; Rotifera; Eurotatoria; Philodinida; Philodinidae
Source: the annotation of a GenBank genome assembly